AUGAUGUCAUCCAAGCCAACAGCCUUCCCCAGAAUGUGUGAAACCAAACCUAAUCCUUACCCACCAAGCUACUCUACGGCUCCUGGGUUUCAACAACCUCUGAGUUUCAUCAGCCUAGGAAACCAAGCGCAGAGUGGUCAGCCUCCCUUCAUUACUUCUCCAGGAACCUUCACCAACAGUCGGCAGGGUCCAGGAAAUAGACAAAUGGUAAAUUAAGCUAGAGGAGAAGCAGCUACAAGCUUUAAAGAAGAAGCAAAGACACUAGGGGCAAUCCAGAUCAUGACUGGAUUGAGGCACACUGACUUCAGAAUUAUUGGGGGUUUAAUGGCCUCUAUUUAUAACCAAGAGUUGGGUUUUGCUUCCUUGUCUUUUAUUGGCGGAUAUCCAUUCUGGGGCGACCUCUCUUUCAUUAUUACUGGAGCACUCUCUAUUUCGGCAUCCAAGCAGUUUUCCCCUUGUCUGAUAAAAGGCAGCCUAGGAAUGAACAUUGUUAAUUCUGUCUCUGCCUUCAUGGGGGUGAUUCUGUUGCUGGUGGAUGUGAGCAUUAAUGGGCUGCCUAAUCAAGACUACUGGGGCAGACUAGAGAAUAAACUUGCUGGGAAAGGAAUUUCAGCCAUGCUGACCCUCUUCUCUCUUUAGGAGUUUUGCAUAACUUGUGUCACAGCACAUUUUGCCAGCCAAGCAAUCACCAACACCAACCAGUCUGUCCUUGGUAUUCCAAUUGUGUAUGCAAAUAGUCCCUUGACAACAGGGUGGUCCUCAGUUCCUCCCAGAAAUGAUGGCCACCAAACUCAUACCACCUAA
Globicephala melas (long-finned pilot whale) is the source of this 804-nucleotide messenger RNA. RefSeq names its product membrane-spanning 4-domains subfamily A member 12-like. Lineage: Eukaryota; Metazoa; Chordata; Mammalia; Artiodactyla; Delphinidae. The record is from RefSeq and is a predicted model, not a curated record. Gene Ontology annotation, cellular component: membrane.